UAUGACCCCCCCAAUAAUCAUGCAUGUUUCCCCUGUAAUGGGUGGAGACCUCGACCCCCCAAUGUUCCAGCCAAAGUUACGCCCUUGUAUGGGGGGUACCAUGUAGGCCGGGACCGUUACUGUUAAGCAUAGUUAUCCUUUCAGACAUUCUGUAAAAAGUUCACACCAAUACACUGAAAUAGAAAAGCAAAAGUGGUCUGUAUAAAGUCUAUUUCAUAGGAGUUGAUAAAGAAAGGGCUGUCAAGCUUCUACCAUUUGAUUUCUGUUACAAUACUAUAAUGUAAUGUACUAUUAUUCUCAUCUUACAUUUAGCAUACUUAAAUCAAUAAGGUAUGUUAAUUUUCCUGUUGUGCUUGAGACAAAAGUCAUUCACUGAUUAAAUAUAACAACUAAUUUUCAAACCAUUUCAAAUUGAUUAACAGAACUUAUUAAAAUGUUUAAUUGAAAAGGUUGUCAUCUUUCAUUGCCUGUUGACACAGGUUGUGAAUGUUCCUCCGGUGUUGCCCACUUUAAUGUAGCUCAAUUCGAGACAAGUCUGUACACGCAAUUACAUGGUGUAUGUGAGUUUUAUCACCUUGCACAUAGUGUGUAGGGUUCCGUAAGCUACUCCAAAGCUUUUGAUGUGACUAAUUUUAGGUGUAUAAUGGAAUAAUAUAGAUGUUCCGUGAGCGUGAGAUUCCGAAAGCGUGAGUGCUGGCAAUGUAAGAAGCUGCACCGACAUUUCGGAUACCGGCGCUUGUCAAACGUGCCGCGCCAUCCUUCUUCUAUUGGAUGGACGCUAACAAAGGAGGUGGGCCCCGAAUCAGUCUCGCACAAGAGUGAUGGGCCAGCGGACCAAUCAAAGCAGCAAACCUGAUGGUUUGGGGGGCGGGGUGAGAGAGAGCGAACGCGAAAGGGAGUGAGUGGAUUCGCGUGGGGAAGGGGACGAGGGGAGAGUUUAAUGUAGAGAAAACACAGGCAAAACGGUAUACUUAUCACUUUACAGUAGGGGCAGCCAGGUCGAUCAGAGGUGGCCAUGCUGGAGAAGUCACACGAUUUAUUUUUUUCCCUUCUUAAGAGUAUACAUUUGUUUCGGAAAGAUCAAAACGGUUGAUGCCAGAUCCUUCUGAAGCGGACAUUUUGGGUUGAGCGAGAAACUUGCAAGUAUUUGAGUAACUGGCAAUUCAAGAGAAAAUGGCGGGAUUAUAUGGUUGUAAAACAAUUCUAACUUUGGAAGAUCACUGGUUAUUCAUGUAUACAAAAACAAACUCUGUCCUUCCAUAUAAGAAGAUGGUUAUGUUAAAAACAUUUCCGGAGAAGCAAUCUCAUUGUGAAGAGCACAAGUUCUAUAGGCUUUGCCUGUUAUGUUCCUGCCUGGCCACGCUGUUGUUUGCUGUUCUGUAUCUUCAAAAACUACUGGCCCCACCAUCUCCCACUGACCUGGAAGUGCAUGCCCACAACAUCUCAGUUGCCCAUGGCAAAACUUGUUCUGAUUCCUGCAGGAUUGUGUUGGUUGAAAGCAUUCCUGAGGGACUGGAGUUUAACUCCAGCAUCAACCCUUCCAUCUACCAGUCCUGGCUAAAUCUGAUUGGUGAGGCUCAGAGCAGCAUUGACAUCGCCUCUUUCUAUUGGACACUGACCAACAAAGACACGGGCACCCAUGAACCUACAGCCUAUCAGGGUGAGCAAAUUUUGAAAAAACUGAUCCAUCUGGCAGGGAAGGAAAGUGAUGUGUCUGUUCGCAUUGCGGUCAAUGUCCCUGACAAGUCUCAGCCCAUUGAAGAUCUGAACAUGUUAAUGCAAGCAGGAGCUGAUGUGAGGCUGGUGAAUAUGCGAAAUCUGACUACCGGUGUGCUACACACAAAGUUCUGGGUGAUUGACAAGAAGCAUAUCUACCUUGGAAGUGCUAACAUGGACUGGCGGUCUCUGACUCAGGUGAAAGAGCUGGGAGUUGCCGUCUACAAUUGUAGCUGUUUGGCUGAAGAUUUGGGGAAAAUCUUUGAAGCGUACUGGUACUUGGGUCAGGCUGGGAAAAGCAUUCCUUCACAUUGGCCAGAUAGUUAUUCUACCUCAUACAACAAGACAUCACCCCUAGAGCUGCCCCUCAAUGGAACCUCCUCAACUGCGUAUUUAUCGAGUUCUCCACCCUCACUAUGUGCUGAUGGAAGAACCCAGGAUUUGGAUGCCAUCCUUAGUGUGAUCGAUGAUGCUCAAGAAUUUGUCUACAUUGCUGUCAUGAACUACCUACCUACAAUGGAAUAUUCUCAAUCAAAAAGAUACUGGUCAGAGAUUGACACUCAGUUGCGACGGGUGGCGUAUGAGAGAGCGGUGCGUGUGCGCCUUCUGAUCAGCUGCUGGGGUAAUUCUCCACCUGCCAUGUUUCCCUUUCUACUUUCAUUGGCUGCCGUUCAAUACGAAAAGAGUAAACUGGAUAUCCAGGUGAAACUGUUUGUUGUGCCCUCCAGUCCUAGUCAAAAAGAAAUCCCAUAUGCAAGAGUCAACCACAACAAGUAUAUGGUCACAGACAAGGUGGCAUACAUUGGAACCUCAAACUGGUCAGGAGACUACUUUCUGAACACAGCAGGGUCAGCAUUAGUGGUGAAUCAGACUGCAGCCCCAUCACCAGAGACUACGGUCCAAAGGCAGCUCCAAGCUGUAUUUUUGAGAGACUGGGACUCAGUGUACAGCACGCCAUUAUAUCAGCACACUGACACAAGACAGCUGUGUUACCGCUGAGUCAGACGGGAAGGUGCUAAUAGAGAAAUAGUACUGUUUUUUAGCGGUGGCACCCUUGUUGCUUUGUACAAUGGCUUUAUUUUGUUUGGAAAAUGCUGUGGAAAGGGGUUAUUAAAUACCAAUUUGGUAAGAUUAUGAUUUUUUCCCAAGACAAAUUAAGGACAUCGCACAGUCAGUUCCACUGCUGAAGGAUGUUUAAGAUAGGAAUUAUUUCUCCUAACCAUGAUGAAUUGUAACAUUUGUGAGAAUCAGGUGUUAUUCCCAAGAUGUGCUUGAACCAAAUGUACUGUAUUAGGGUUUUUUUGUACAAUUUGGGCCAAGUGGUCAUACCCUACUUUCCUAAAGUACCAUUUAUCAGGAGAGUGAUCUCUUGAUUUGUAUACAUUACUCCAAUGUCUUGUUGAUAAGUCUUGGACAGUCAGAAAAAGUCAUAUUGUUACAAAUUGUUGUUUGGGUUAUGGUAUUGUAUGGCAAAUUGUCUGCAAAAAUAACCUAGUUUGAUGUGUUAAUGAUUAUAAUGGCAUUAUCUAAAUUCCACUGAACUUCAGGAAUAAAUCAAGCAUAUUUGAUUCUGUUUUAAAAUGCAUUUUUAAACACCAUUGUGUGUAUGUUUCAUAUCAUUAUAAUCUGUGUGUGUGUUGAGUGAAUGUUAGAUUGGGUCUAUCCAUCAUUAUCCAUCAUUUGGAAAUGCUUAUUAAAAACUCUAGUUUCUUCCCUUG
Molecule: messenger RNA, 3434 nt
Organism: Paramormyrops kingsleyae
Lineage: Eukaryota; Metazoa; Chordata; Actinopteri; Osteoglossiformes; Mormyridae
Gene: pld3
Product: phospholipase D family member 3
Molecular function (GO): catalytic activity
Source: RefSeq, a predicted model, not a curated record